CUCCACCUCCCUCGCCGGCGGUCUUUUAUAUGGGUUUUCCUCUCACUGUUCCCUUGUAUGCUUCUUACGCCCCUUUCGCUUGCAAUUUUUCUUUCAACGAUAGUUUUCUCUCUUCUCGGCGGAUGCCCAAGAUGACUUCUUCGUGCCAGAAACGCGAAACCCAAACAAGAAAAGAAGAUAGUGAUAGCAAGAACAACAAUGACAAGACCAAUAAUACUGCAUACUUUGAUGUCUAUGGGCCGGAAUGUGGACACGUUUUUUCCAGCUAUUCUCCAGAAGUUGGGUCAGUCCUCCUGACCUUCCAUCUCUUUUGGCAUCUUGGUCCUCAGUGGGUUUAUCUCCUAGAGGAAAAGUUUUAUGCGGUCUUCUUCCUUUUGCUCUCUGCUGGGGGGUCUGGAAGGAGAAGAGGAAUAGCUGAGUUUUUGAAAAUAAGGCAGUGCCAAUCGAAGGUGUUAUCAGCAAAAUAGAGUGGCUGUUGGUGCGGUUGGCAUGGGUUUUAUCUCUCUUCAGUUCAGUGGCACACUGUUGGACAGUUUCUUUAAUAGCUGGAGUUCUAUCAUUUUCUUUUUGUACAUGUUGUUGAAGGUGGCUGAAUGAAAUACUUUUUACACUUGCCUACCAAAAAAAUACGGUACAGAAAGAGGAAACUGGCUCUCUAAAGAUGUGGGAAAUGUCAGUGGCAGCUUGCUGUGGAAAGGAGUUCUUAGAGAAAAAGAGGUUCCUGCAGGGUAUUGGCUUCAAGCUUGGUAAUGGGGCCAGACUGAGUUUCUGGGCAUGAUACCUGAUGUGGGCCUUUGCCUCUGGCCCAUGCUUUCUCUCACCUUUACUUCUAAUUGGAUAACAGAGGCCUUUCAGUUGCCCAAACUAGUCAAAGAAUCGGUGGAAAGUUGAUAAGGAUCUCCCCCCUCCUGAAGUUAGUUCUGCAGAAACUUCCAAGACUGGGAGAUGGAGAGUGGUCGUCUUUUCUGUCUUUGCUGAAACAGCAUUCAAUUGUGGAAGAUUGUGAAGACUCUUGGAUGUGGAAGUGUGACAGAAGUGAGUACUUUUCAGGGAGAUCCUGUGCCGUGCUGUCAAAUCAAAACAACAACAGGUCAAGGUUGGACCCCCAUUGGUUAAUUUGGAAGUAACACCCCCUCAAAAGUUUCUUGCUUGAUCUGUUCUCUAGCUUUGGACAGAAAUCUGACCAGGGAUAUCCUGAUCUCAAGGGUGUAUUCUGUGGGGACUCUCUGGAGACUGCCAAUCAUCUUAUCAUCCGUUGUAGCUUUUCUCAAAGAGUUUGGUUGCACUUUAUGUAGGCCACUGGUAUGUUUUGAUGUUUCCUGGUUCUAUCGUAGCCCUGCUAAGCUCUUGGGGAAUUGGGGGCCCUAGUAGUAGAGUCUGAUCCCAGCUGUGGUGAUAUGGGUUAUAUGGUUGGAGAGAAACAACAGGAUCUUCAAAAGCAAGGCCUGUGAGGAAGAUGAAAUUCUUUGCAAGAUAAGGGGCAAGAUUGCUUCCUGGUGCUCUGCUGCUAAGGAGUUUGCUUCCUUGAACACUUUUAUGCUGUUGAAAGAGAAUAGUCUGUAUAACAUUUAGUAUUUUGCUUCUAUUUUCUCUUUUUCUGUUUCUCCCAUGGCUUUUCCCUGUGCAGGGAUGGGCCUUGUUGUAUUUCUAUCUGACUUGCAAUAAAGCUUAUCAUCCGUUCUAGUGGGAAAGGCAGAUGUUAUUUUCAAAACCCCAGAAGCUCACUCAACUUUAAAUCUACAGGAUGUUCAAGGACUUGUCACAUGGGUUUUUGGUGAAGGAUUUAUGCCAUCUUGGGUCUUUAUCAAAAACAAGCCUCUUAUACCAAAAGUGGUUCUGCUUUAUAUCCCGGGCCUUGAUGCAGCUACGUACAUGGCCUAUUCCAGUUUAUUUACUGGUCUUAGAGAAAGUUGUGGCAAUCCAAGGGCAGUUUUAGCCCUUAGCUGUGUAUCAGAUGGAAUGCAGACAAUAGAUGCACUACUAACAUGCAAACUGAAAAGAAAGCGUGGAGAGAUCAAUCCAGUUUCCCAGAUCUGUGAUCAAACACGUGAACAAGGUAUUUGUAAUUCUAGUUCACAUAAUCCUUCCUCUUUGGGAAGUAUGAAGGAUCUACCAUUUCCAGUUUCAUAUUACACACUUACAGCAAAAGAGCUAGAAGAUAAUGGAUAUUGUUGCAAGGAACCAGGUGAUUUAGGUUUUGUCUCAACUCUUCCUGCUCCUAUAGGAUCUUCCCCAUAUGAGAUGCUGGGACUUGACUGUGAGAUGUGUGUCACUGCGAAUGGGUUUGAACUUACAAGAGUGACAUUGGUAGAUAUUGAAGGACAGGUUGUGUUAGACAAAUUGGUUAAACCUUCCAAUGAUAUAAUAGACUACAACACUAGAUACAGUGGAAUCACUGCUGAGAUGCUGGAUGGAGUGACUACAACUCUUAAAGAUAUUCAGGAAGAGUUACUAAAGCUUGUUUACAAAGAAACAAUCCUUGUUGGGCACUCUUUGGAGAAUGAUCUGUUGGCACUGAAAAUUUCUCAUGAUAUGGUGAUUGAUACUGCGGUGUUAUACAAGCACCCUCGUGGUGGACAUUUCAAGACUGCUUUGCGAGUUCUUGCCAGGAGGUUCCUCUCCAGGGAAAUACAGGGUUCAGGAAAUGGGCAUGACAGUGUUGAAGAUGCAAGAGCUGCAAUGGAAUUAGCACUUUUAAAGAUUAGACAUGGGCCUGAAUAUGGUUCACCUCCAACAUUCAUGCGGAAGAAACUGGUUACCGUUUUGAGUGAGAAUGGCAAAACUUGUUCUUUUAUUGAUGAUGUUUCCAUAGUGAAAAGAUAUGCUGCUGGUUCAUGCCAUUCAUUUCCUAUAUGUUCAGAUGAUGAAGCUCUUUUGAAGGCUAAAAAGGAGGUCAAGAAUGAUAAGGUACACUUCAUCUGGACUCAAUUUUCAGAGUUGAAUUCCUAUUUAAAGGGACAAGCAGAGGACACAGAGAAAUUGAAUGCAAAAAUUGCAGAGAUGAUGUCAUUGCUUACAUGUCAUAACACCUCUACAAAGAGGAAAGGCAUCAAGUGCAGUCUGACCUCUGAACUGAAGGACAUACUAACUUGCAUGGAUUCUCGAAUUCAAAGCCUCUAUGAUAUGCUACCUAUUAAUACUAUGUUUAUUGUAUGUACUGGUCAUGGAGACACAUCAAUUGUCCAAAGGUUGAGGAAAAUGCUUGUGGAACAGAGUGAGUCCAUAACAUGCCGCGAAAAAUUUGUAAAGGUAUUAGAAGAGCUCCAAGCCCAGGCUGAAGUAGCUCUGUGUUUUGCAAGUAUCAAGCAUUGAUUGACGUUUUUGGACAGUUCGAAUUCUUUGCUCGGUUAUUCUAAUGUGGGAAGAUGCUUUGUAUCAUAGUAUUGUUUAUUCUAUUCAUCAUGCAAACAGCUAAUUCCAUUAGAAAACAGAUGCAUGGGGUCCUCACAAUUUGAGGCUACCCAUGAGGUGAUAAUAUGUAUUGAUUACGGUGCUAAUGAUGAAAUUGUUUUUUGUGUU
Molecule: messenger RNA, 3519 nt
Organism: Nelumbo nucifera (sacred lotus)
Lineage: Eukaryota; Viridiplantae; Streptophyta; Magnoliopsida; Proteales; Nelumbonaceae
Product: Polynucleotidyl transferase, ribonuclease H-like superfamily protein
Cellular component (GO): nucleus
Molecular function (GO): exonuclease activity; nucleic acid binding
Source: RefSeq, a predicted model, not a curated record